AGUACAGUAUGUUGUCUGUAACCUGUUUAUCAGCUCUGCUUCUACAUACAGUAUGUUGUCUGUAUCCUGUUUAUCAGCUCUGCUUCUACAUACAGUAUGUUGUCUGUAACCUGUUUAUCAGCUCUGCUUCUACAUACCGUAUGUUGUCUGUAACCUAUUUAUCAGCUCUGCUUCUACAUACAGUAUGUUGUCUGUAUCCUGUUUAUCAGCUCUGCUUCUACGUACAGUAUGUUGUCUGUAUCCUGUUUAUCAGCUCUGCUUCUACAUACAGUAUGUUGUCUGUAACCUGUUUAUCAGCUCUGCUUCUACAUACAGUAUGUUGUCUGUAUCCUGUUUAUCAGCUCUGCUUCUACAUACAGUAUGUUGUCUGUAUAUCAGGUUUAUCUUCUGCCUGAAAAUUAUGUUUAUUGUGGCAGCACCAUUUCACCAAGUCAAAUUCCUUUAUAUACAAAAUGUAUUAUGCGAUUAAAGGUGAUUCUGAUCUUCUACAGUUUACAGGGCAGGACUCUUAUUUUGAAAGAUAUAAAAUCCCAUGAAUCGCUUUAUCUUGUUUGCAUAACACAGCUGGAAAGAAGGAUGGCGGAUGCUGGAAAUAAAGAGUCAGCGCCGAUUGGAGGAGAUGAAUUUACCAACACAGAGUUGGAGAAUAACAAGAAUAACACGAUGGUGGAGGAAGGAUCCACUCUGCUGCGGAGAAUGGAGAUCAGUGUGGCCGAGGCAGAGAAAAGAACUGGGAAAAAUACAGUGAACAUGCAAGAGAUAUUCACAGUGUACCUCAUAGAAACUCGACCCAUAGAUGCAAUAACAGAAGGCCAUAACCCAGCAGCCCCAGACUCUCUCUGGAGGAGAUACAGUGAAUUUGAGAUUCUCCGGAACUAUUUGUUAGUCACCUAUCCAUUUAUCGUGGUGCCGCCUUUGCCAGAGAAGAGGGCAGAGUUUGUUUGGCACAAGCUGUCUGCAGACAACAUGGACCCAGACUUUGUAGAGAGGCGCAGGGUUGGUCUGGAGAACUUUCUACUUCGCGUGGCCUCCCAUUCGGUUCUGUCCAAUGACAAAAUCCUAUACCACUUCCUGACUGAGGAACACAGGUGGAAGGAGGUGGUGUAUGAGACAGGGUUCCAAGCCAAGGCAGAGUCCAGGAUUAAAGCUCUGAGCGCAACUUUCAGGGUGAAGAACCCUGACAAGCGGUUCACAGAGAUGAAACACUACAGCGAUGAGCUUCAGUCUCUCACCUCCCAGCUGCUCCGAGUCAGAGCAAGAGUAGCAGACAGGCUCUACGGCGUAUACAAAGUCCAUGGGAACUAUGGAAGAGUAUUCAGUGAGUGGAGUGCCUUAGAGAAGGAGAUGGGAGAUGGUCUACAGAGUGCUGGACACCAUAUGGAUGCCUAUGCUGCCUCAGUAGAUGAUAUGUUGGAGGAAGAGGAGCACUACGCAGACCAACUGAAGGAAUAUCUUUUCUAUGCUGAAGCCUUAAGGGCUGUGUGUAGGAAACAUGAGCUGACCCAGUAUGAGCUGGAGACGGCCUCCUCAGACCUCAUCUCCAAGAAGCAGCAACGGGAGGAGCUGGCCACUGGGAUGGUACGGACGUUCUCCUUCAAAGGAAUGACCAACAAGCUGUUUGGUCAGUGA
Molecule: messenger RNA, 1629 nt
Organism: Oncorhynchus gorbuscha (pink salmon)
Lineage: Eukaryota; Metazoa; Chordata; Actinopteri; Salmoniformes; Salmonidae
Product: sorting nexin-4-like
Exons: 12
Coding region: 361-1629 (422 amino acids)
Biological process (GO): protein transport
Molecular function (GO): phosphatidylinositol binding
Source: RefSeq, a predicted model, not a curated record